This is a messenger RNA of Wyeomyia smithii (pitcher-plant mosquito), 1716 nucleotides long. RefSeq names its product UDP-glucosyltransferase 2-like. The record is from RefSeq and is a predicted model, not a curated record. Gene Ontology annotation, molecular function: UDP-glycosyltransferase activity. The coding region runs from base 68 to 1642 and encodes 524 amino acids. NCBI's taxonomy places the organism in Eukaryota, Metazoa, Arthropoda, Insecta, Diptera, Culicidae. The transcript is spliced from 3 exons.
ACGUGCCACGGAUUGAUCCGUUAACACAGUUCUAAGAUUUUUGCUUCACUCGUUACUUGGUCACACGAUGGAUCGGAUCGCACGGUUCCUGGUUUGCUGCGCGGUUAUUUUCACGGUACCGCUCUGCAGUGGGAUUAAUAUCCUAUGUCUGAUGGGCGUUCCCAGUCCCAGCCAUCACAUCUGGAAUCGGGUGCUGAUGGAAGCGCUGGCAGCAAAAGGAUACAAUUUAACGAUUGUGUCACCGGAUAUCGAAACAACCGGGAAACCAAACUUGACGUAUAUUCACUUGGAAGAAACGUACCACACGAUUCACGACGGUGAUACGGCGAUCGAUUUCUACGAGCUGGCCCAGGAAAACCUGGUACAGAGUAUGGUCACCUUCUACCAAUAUGGAUUCUCCUUGUGCGAAGGAGUGCUGAAGUCGAAAGGAUUGGACGUUAUUCUGAAUUAUCCCGAUAGUUUCAAAUUCGAUUUAGUGUUAUACGAUUUUACGUGUGGCCCUUGUUUGAUGGGAUUGUACCAUAAAUUCGGUCAACCUCCGUUGAUUGGUGCUACUGCGUUCAAUAUCCCUCCGUACAGUGUCGAUUUUAUAGGAGGACAUAAAUAUCCUGCCUAUAUUCCGUACUACAUAUUGCCGUAUGAUGUGGAUAUGACAUUCUUUCAACGGUUGGAGAAUGCAUUCAUCUACACAGUAGAUCACAUCUACCGUAAUUAUCACGUCAUUCCAACGACUGAUCGAAUGCUUCGACGCGUUCCAGCGUUUAAAAAUAUGCCGUAUAUCGGAGAUAUGGACAGAAAAAUGAUGUUGAUGUUGGUAAAUUCACAUCAUGCAGUAGAUUUCCCCGAACCGGUUCCUCAGAAUAUGAUCCUGGUAGGAGGCCUUCAGAUUAUACCUCCCAAAGCAAUACCACCGAAGAUCGAGAAAUUUAUGCAACUCGGUAAAAAGGGAGCAAUUCUGUUCUCGCUAGGAACCAACAUUCUGAGCGCAGACUUGGGAGAGGAUCGUAUUCAUGCGUUCUUAGAUGCGUUCAGGCAGAUCCCCGAGUAUAACUUUCUGUGGAAAUUCGAAGCCGAUCCGUCCAAAUAUGAUGUCCCCAGCAAUGUUUUGAUACAAAAGUUUUUACCUCAAAACGAUAUCCUAGCACAUUCAAGUACCAAGCUGUUCAUCACUCAUGCUGGACUGUUGAGUACCCAUGAGGCAACCUGGCAUGGAGUUCCGAUGAUUGGUAUACCGUUCAUCGCAGAUCAGUAUCGGAACCUCGAGAAAUCCUUGCGUGCUGGCGUAGCGGAAAGACUGAUUGUCUGGACAAUCACAAAGGAUAAAAUCGUUCAAACCAUUCGUAAGGUACUGGACGAUCCAACGUACCGAAAAAACAUGCAGGAGCGAUCCGCCCUGUUCCAGGAUCAACCAGAUUCGCCGCUGGAUCGUGCACUCUGGUGGAUCGAUUGGUCACUACGGCAUCCGGAUGCGGAGACUAUUCGUUCGCCAACGGUACGCUUGGGACAGUUCAGAAGCGAACUUUACGAUAUCCUACUGUUUGUGGUGACUGUUGCCGUGGGCUUAAUACUGCUGUUGAGAAAACUAUAUCGAGUCGUUGUGUUCGAUCGAAAAAGCGUUAACAAAAAGAAGAAACAGAAUUAAAAUGAAGUGGGACUCGAAAAAACCGGUUAGAGAACAUUCUUUCAUUUAAACAUCUCGAACAAGUAAAUAACAAA